This is a messenger RNA of Tuber aestivum (summer truffle), 1281 nucleotides long. Lineage: Eukaryota; Fungi; Ascomycota; Pezizomycetes; Pezizales; Tuberaceae. The record is from the annotation of a GenBank genome assembly.
AUGGCGAAAAUCCCAGGAGUAUGCCUGAGCGAGGUCUGGCGCGAUCUGAGCCUCGCGAGGAAGACAAUUCUUGUUGAGCGCUAGGGCCAAUUCUCGAAGGAACUCCGUGGGAAGUGCAGAUUUGAUGCCAUCGGGAGUUUGUAUCAGCAUGCCGAGCUCAGCGAAGCGGACUUGAGGGUCGCUGUGGCUACUGAUAACAACGAUUUUGUGAUCGGGCCGAUAGUAAACUCUUUUAUUUUCGCUGGAAAGAGGAAGCCACUGAUAAAGAGGGAUCGUGGGCCUUAUCGAAGCGACCGAGAAUACUUACCUGCAUUGAUGAAAGUGGAACUGGAAGAUAAAAAACUUCUCCUAAAACUGAUUUCUAGUAAGUAUGAUAAAUCUAAUUGGAUUGGCUACAGUGAAGUAACGACAUGUUAGAUAAACGUGCGGCCGGCGUUCAAAAGGUGCAUUCGAAUGAAGAAGAUUCAGAGAGUGAUGAAGAUGAUCUUGCCGCGGAUGUGCCCGUGAUUGAGGAUACCAUCCGAUGGCUUCAGGAAAUUCUCACUUCCCUUUUCUCCAACCACAUGCAAACAAAGGAAUCCGUGCUGCGUCACCACGACCUCAAUCAUUCAAAUGUCAUGGUUGACCACACAACACUAGAGAUAACCGGGAUCGUCGAUUGGGAGUGUAUUACCACUGUACCAGCUUGGGAAGACACCUAUCCUCGAAUACUACAGGGAGAAGACAUGUAGGAACAACCAGAGCCUUUGGCAUUUGGGGAUACUGAUGAGUGCCGCAUCGCGACAUAGGAGAAAUAGGAGAAUACGAAGCUGAGAAAAAUCUUUGACCAGGCUGUGGGUUCGGGGGCAAACAAUGAUAAAGAUGGAUGGGAUAAGCGUGGCCUCAGAGAGCAACUUGAUUUGCUUGAAUUUUUGACUAGGAUGGUGAACAACUGGAUUAUUUAGUAUGAGAAGCGAGGGGGUGUGCAAUGCUGUUGAGUGCUAUUUUGCCAUCAUUAUUUUGCUUGCCUAGGAGCAUUGUCCUUGUACCAUAGUUUCAUACUAUGCCCAGUUAGUGAGCUUUUAGAGCUGUCACCCAUCCAUAGCUAAAAAGAUGAUACUACCGGGCAGCCUCUCCGUAUCAGACAAUCAAUUUCAGACAGCUCCCGAGUGCGCAAUUGUUCAUAUGAUGCCGGUUGGGUAUUUGCUGAACUAAAAUUAUGGGUUAUAUAAAACUGGAGUAGUGUUGACCGGACGGUCCUAGCCACAAAUUUUCUAUAAAUUUUUAACUCCUUAUAUCAUC